CCGAAAAGGAGUCUACAGGCAGGUGCAGGUCCAACGAACUGAACUGCCUUCCCUCUUCUUUCCCGUCAGGCGUCGGCACUUUGGGCUCUGCGCCGCGCUCUUCUUCCUCCCCCUUCCCUGGUUCUGAUUCCUCCCACCAAAUCCGCCCCCUUCCCUCACGCCUUGUUGUGUCUUGUCAUCGGCGGCCUCACCGCCGGCGACGGGAGGCAGCAAUCGGGUACCCCUUCCGCAGCAGCCGUCCCUCGUCGAGGUGCGGAGAUCCACCCGUCAGGUGCUCGAUUGGUUUCAUCGUUUGCUGGAGCAAAAUGGAUGAGGUUGUCCCUGCUUUGGCUACCGGCCAAGCUUCAACCGAUGUCUUGACGGAGAAGCCUUUGAAGGUGUACAUAUGGGACAUGGAUGAGACACUAAUUUUGCUCAAGUCACUUCUGGAUGGGUCUUAUGCUGGGGCCUUUGAUGGCCUCAAGGACCGUGAGAAAAGUGUUGAAAUUGGGAAACGCUGGGAGAACCUCAUUCUUGAACUCUGUGAUGAGCACUUCUUUUAUGAGGAGAUUGAGAACUACAAUGAACCCUAUCUCAAUGCUUUAAGUGAAUAUGAUGAUGGGAGAGACUUGACCUCAUAUGAUUUUGAGGCUGACUGUUUUAGUUCACCCUAUGAUGAUGUGAACAAAAAGAAACUUGCUUACAGGCAUCGUGCUAUAGGAGAGAAAUAUGCAAAGGUUUCACAACAAUUACUUUAUCUUGCAAUAUUUCCUUUAAAGGUUUUGCUUCAUAAGGGUCUGGAAAAAAUUCUGGACCAACACACGGUCAAAGUCUGGAAUGAUCUGUAUAGUUUGACUGAUAAUUAUACUGAUGGCUGGCUGUCUUCAGCUCAUAAGUUAUUGGAAGAAGCAUUGGGCAAAUCAGCAGCUACACCUGCUACCAACUCUUCAAGCAUUAACUGCAUAGUUACAUCAGGGUCGCUGAUUCCAAGCCUUGCCAAAUGUUUGCUGUAUCGCCUGGAUGAUGUGGUCUCGUCUGAGAAUGUUUACAGCUCAUGGGAAGUGGGGAAGCUGCAGUGCUUCAAAUGGAUCAAGGAGCGCUUUGACGGUCCAAAUGUACGCUUCUGUGCGAUCGGAGAUGGGCACGAAGAAUGCAGCGCCGCGCAGGUUAUGAAGUGGCCAUUCAUCAAGAUUGAGUUCCAACCCGACGCCCCUCACAGGUUCCCAGGCCUAGACAUGCCCACAGUCCAGACGUACAUGGAUGUGAUAUAUGAGUCAUCAAGCAAAGAUGGUUGACCAACAAUUCAAGUUGGUUGGGUUUUCUCCUCCGACCUCCAGUGCCCAUGGAGGUCUGGUCUGAGGAAAUUGUAAGCAAAGAGAUGUCGUGGGAAGAAACAUGUUGUCCUCCCUCGAUCUUUACCCUGGCGAAUUAGGAGGCCUGGUGCCAUAAAUAAGAGCCUGAUUAGUUCGUCCAUGUUCCAGAGGAUGUCAUAGAUUGUCUGUCUUGUGUUGCCAUUUUACUAUGAUUCAGGCAAUUGUUUGUUGUUGCGUCCUGGCGCACCCCCCCCCCCCUGUUCUGCAUUGUCAAUUUGCCAUUUAAAAUCUGUACAUAUGCGUCUUAGAUUGGUGGAUGUUACCGCUUCUUUAAACAUGAGGCGGUGCAUAUGCCUUAUUAUGAGAGAUUAGCAAGAAUCAUAGGUUGGCUAUUGUGUUGUGAUGUUCCUGUAGGACCUGUCCAUGUGUUAUUGGAAAUGCCAUGACAGUGCUUGAUCCA
Messenger RNA from Panicum virgatum (switchgrass), 1752 nucleotides. Its product is annotated as eyes absent homolog. Gene Ontology annotation, cellular component: nucleus. The transcript is spliced from 6 exons. Lineage: Eukaryota; Viridiplantae; Streptophyta; Magnoliopsida; Poales; Poaceae. Gene Ontology annotation, molecular function: protein tyrosine phosphatase activity. The record is from RefSeq and is a predicted model, not a curated record. Gene Ontology annotation, biological process: positive regulation of DNA repair; cell differentiation; multicellular organism development. The coding region runs from base 306 to 1274 and encodes 322 amino acids.